UAUUAUGUAAACUAUGGUAGAUAAUGUAAGAAAUCUGUGAUUCAGAAUACUCAAACGAAGAUGUACUGCAAACUACCACGUAGCUCACGAGAUACUAUAGUUUUAUUGUAGAUGUAUAAGACAUUGGAAACGCAAUGCGGAUUGCAGUUUGCCAGCAUUGCUGCAGGCGAUAAGAUCUGAUCUCGAGUGAUUUCAAUUUCCAGCUCAGGGAUCGAGGUGCGUUAAGAGACACAAUAUGGACGAAACGACGAUUGACUCAAUCUUUUCGGGGUCCUUGAAAUCCUUACCGCCUGUCAGCUCAAAAAUUGUGCGGAUAUUCACGAGCUCGACUUUUACUGACACGACAAUGGAAAGAAAUACUUUGAUGGCUCAGUGCUAUCCCAAACUCAAGGACUAUUGCAGAGAAAAACACGGCUUAGAAUUUCAGGUGGUUGAUAUGAGAUGGGGUGUACGUGACGAAGCCACUGACGACCAUAUGACCACAGAGCUGUGUAUGAGAGAGAUAGAAAAUUGUCAGAGACUCUCCAUGGGACCCAAUUUCGUUGUAUUCCUUGGACAGAAGUAUGGAUAUCGUCCUAUACCAACGUACGUCCUUAGUUCGGAACUAGAGAUGUUAAGGACAGAAUUGGAGGGCCAAGGGAUGGAUGUUAGUGUUUUGGAUAAGUGGUACAAGAAGGAUAGUAAUGCCGUGCCGCCAACAAGCAUACUACAGCCGAUCUCAUCUAUCCUGAAGAACUUUAACAAUAAAAGAAUACCCAAGCUGCAACAGGAGGAUCAGGCAAUCUGGUGGGACACUAUGUGCAAAAUGCAAAAAUUGUUUAGGAAAGGCGCACAAUCCUUAUUUAAUACCGGGAAGUUCGAUAAGGAUACAAUGCAUAAUUAUUUUAUGUCCGUGACUGAGCGGGAAGUGAUCAACGGUGUGCUGAACGUUAAAAAUACGAAAAAUCACUGUCUGGCGUAUGUGCGAUACAUAAACAACAUUAAUCUUCAAAAUCUGAGGAAGGCCAGUCUGUUUUUGGAUAUAGCUAACAGAAGCUUGGACAACGAAGCCUCGAAAUUGUUGGCCGAUCUCAGGGACGAGCGGCUACCAAAUAAAAUCGAGAGCACGAAUCUGCAGAGGUACACAGUGGAGUGGAUAGGGCGGGAGGGUCUGGAUCCUGAAACUCACAGCGAAUACCUUCAGCACUUCAUCACGCACUUUUACAGAAAUAUAGUGAAGCUCGUGGACCGUGCCAUGAGAAAGGAAGAUAAUUCCGCGCAGGGACAAAUAAUAACCGAACUUUUGCAACACCUACAUGCCUGUAAUAAUUCCGUAAAGGUGUUUUACGGACGCGAGGACACGCUGGAAAGGAUAAAAAAUUACAUGCUGGGUGACAGCGAUAAGCCAUUAGUGUUGUAUGGGGAAGGAGGAUGCGGCAAGACUUCUCUGCUGGCGAAGAGUGCAGGUUUGACGAGUAGCACCUGGCUGACUGGUAAAAAACCGAUCAGCAUAAUUCGGUUUCUCGGCACUACCCCGGAUAGCAGCGCGCUCACGCCCACGAUGAUCUCAAUCUGUCAGCAAAUCUCAUACAAUUACGGAUUGUCAUUCGAGGAGAUCCCGGACGAUCUGGUGCCGCUCACAGCCCACUUCAAAUAUCUGUUGACCUUGGCUAACGGCCAGCAGCCGAUUCUACUGUUUCUGGAUAGUGUCGAUCAGCUGACAGGCGUACAGGGUAACAAAUUAUCGUGGUUACCUACGAGACUACCAUCGAACUGCAAGAUGAUCUUAUCUUGCGCGGCGGAGGAAUCGAAUCCGGUGAUUUCGAGGGAUUAUCAAUUACUACGCAGGAUGAUAGACACCGAAGAAAGCUUCAUCGAGGUAACUGCCUUGGGCGAGGAGCUAGCCAUGGAUGUGAUAAGAAUGUGGAUGAAAACGGCCAGGAGAGAUCUGAAUAACUAUCAAUGGCGGCUGGUGGCGAAUGCUAUAUCGAAGUGUUCCCUGCCGAUCUUCGUGAAGCUCGUGUUCGCGGAGAUUUGCCGAUGGCGCAGCUAUACGAAACCGGCGGACACACACCUGGCCAGCACGGUGAUGGACAGCAUAAUGAUGCUGUUCGAGAGAAUCGAAAAGCAGCACGGCAAGAUCCUAGUUUUCCAUGCUCUGGCCUAUAUCACGGCCGCUAAGUCCGGCCUGUCGGAAUCCGAGCUCGAGGAUCUGAUCUCUUUGGACGAUAAGGUUCUCGACGACGUCUAUCAAUAUCAUUUGCCACCGGUAAGGCGUAUCCCGCCUCUACUCUGGACCAGAAUACGGAACGAUCUGCCCAAUUAUCUGAGCGAAAGGGAAGCGGAUGGUGUGAGCGUCUUGAACUGGUACCACAGGCAAUUCAGGGACACGGCCAAGGAGCGAUACUUCAAGAACAUGAACAUGGCGUUGUAUUUCCACUCCAUGAUAGCGGACUAUUAUUUAGGAAUUUGGGGCGGCGGCAAACCGAAGCCUUUCAAGUACACCGAAAUACAGAGACAUCGAUUCAAUUUAACAGACAAGGAAGGUGUGGCGGAUAGAAAAGUACCAGAGCAACCAUUGGCGUUUUACUCGAAGGAGGGAACCGUCUCGCGAUACAAUUUGCGAAAGUUUGGCGAAUUACCAUUUCAUCUGAUAAGAGCACGACGCUUUAACGAUCUCUUCGAGAACGUUUUAUUCAAUUACGAGUGGCUGCACGCGAAGCUAAGCUCUUGCCCCUUGCAAGCUGUGCUCUCUGAUUUCGAAGACGCGUGUAAUUUUGUUGACAACCAAAGCUUGGUCAGAGAACUAAUGUUGGUCGCCGAUGCUCUAAGACUUGGCGGCGCAAUCCUGGGCAAUCAUCCUGAUAUGCUUGCGCCGCAAUUAAUCGGUCGAUUGUUGCCGGAGAUCGGCGCAAAUGUUAACGUAAGAAUGUUGCUCCGAGCAUGCGAUCAUGACGGCGUCAAGAAUUGCGCUCUCCUUCCUCUCUACCAUUGUCUGCACACACCUGGCGGACCGUUAAAGUAUUCGUUGGAAGGCCAUCAGUUCGCGGUGUUCGGAUUUUGUUUAACGUCAGAUUAUCGCUACGUAGUAUCGAUAUCCAAUAAAUUUAUCACCUGGGAUCUAAGUACUAGCGACAUGACGAGGGAUGUCAAUCCUGGCGUGGAGGGUAUAAUGCAACGAUUAGUGUUGAGUCCCGACAACAGAUACGCCGCGGCUUUCACAACCAACUAUCAGAGUGUCGUUUUGAAUACCCUGACGAGCGAAUUCGUCGUCAUCGAUAAUCCUUUACCGAACGGAGACGCGGUAUGCGGUGUGCAUCUCAUGAAUCAGUACGCUUUCAUCUACGGGAAGCUGGGCUGGUGCAGAUUUGACUUGCGAGGGAAUCUGCUUGACACUCACAGCAACCCCGAAGAUUCCAACAAGUGGCCGAUUCUGUACGUGGAGUACACGAAUCUGGAUCUCUACAGAAUUAUCUUCUGGUCGGGAAGCCUCGACGACACGCGAUUGACAUUAACAGCGUGUUAGGGAACACAAUAAUAGAGGGCUGUUGUGAUCAACUUUUUCAGCGCUCUGAUCAUGACCAAGGACAAAAACACUUUGUAUGUGUGUACAAGCAAGGACGAUUAUAGAAUCACGAAAUAUAGAAGCGACGAGACCUCGUCUCACUGGGAAAAGGCGUUUGAUAUGCCGCGAGCGUAUAACGAUGACGUGGAGUACUUGUUGCAACUCAAAUUGGACAGGGAAGAGGAGAUGCUGCUGGCGACGACUGGGAACGGGUUCAUCGUAUGGUUUUUGGAAAGUAAGAGCGACGCGCACGUUUUAAUGCUACCGAACGGAGUCAGGAACAUCAGUACGCGAAUGAUGUGCUCGAAUUCUGUUAUGGUUAGCGGCACCAAGAAUUACGCUGUCGCUGGUGUGAGGAAAAAUUUGUACGUAUGGUCGCUCGAGACGUCGGAAUUGGUAAAAGUAUUGGAUGCGCACUUCGCGAGGAUCAUUCAACUGGAAGCAUUGACCGUUGGAAACUGGAAUAGCGUCGUAACAUCGAGUAUUGAUAGGAGCGUUAAGGUGUGGAACAUCAACAAUAUUUUCGAGCAGGUUCACGUCAUCGACAGGCACGAAUUGCAAAUAGACAUGUUAAGUUUAGCCGAGGAGGGUAACUUGGCCGUUACAGUUACCAGAGAUUGCGUGGGUGUUUGGGACUUGCUGACAGGUAGAUUGAUAUCAAAGCUAGCCGACAGUCCGCUAGGAGCAAUUGUUACACACGCUUGCAUCACGCAGGACAGCAAGUAUAUCGUGUCGACGGAAUCGGGCAAUGUUCUUAUUUGGAACAGAAUUACGGAGCAGGUGUUGUUCAAGGAGGAGCAAACGAGCGUCAAGCAGUUGACGCUGAUAGAGAACUCGUCGAAGUUCAUAGCCGUCUCGAGGCCCAAUAAUCCUACGGGAAUAGAAAACGUGCGAACCACGGCGACUCUCAUCAUGAGGAGUAUUCCUGAUGGUAGAACGCUAUUCUCUUUGGAAUAUCCUGUAAGAAGUAACGUCGGUACACCCUUCCGACAAGUUGUGAUAACAUCCGACGACGCUUCUCUGGCGGUACCAGCGGCUGAAAAGAGCAACAGGGACUGCGUUAUAAUUUACAGCGCGAAAACGGGAACGCUGAUCAGUAAAAUACCUGUAAAGUUGCCUGGAUUUAAGGAUAUUAUAUGCAUCACACCAAUGCCCAACAAACCACAAUGGAUAGGUAUUAUUGGCUCUGACAAAGGUACAAUUCUCGAUAUCAACAAGAAAAAGAUUAUACGUACGAUUCCAAAAUGGAGCGGAAACAUCAGUAAGGAUGGAAAGUACACUUUGUAUGCACCUAGCAGAGGGGGCCUUGAACUCAUAGAAUUAAAAAAAGGUACAAGCGUGAAGACAUAUAUACCCAAGGUAGCCGAGGGCGUGUUUACCGUUAUAUCAAUGUUCAAUCGUACAGACGAGUACGUGUUGUACUACCACAGUGGUCGAAAGACCAUCAGGGUUUUCAGAUCUUUGGACUGCGAGAUGAUAGCUAAUUACAGAGUGCAAGCCGAGCUGAGUGCCAUCGACAGCACGCACGACGGCAGGAGCAUCAUUUUAGGGACGGUCGACGGCUGCGUGUCGGUGUUGGCGAUAGCCGAUCCUGCGAAGCCCGAGAUGAGGGAGUACCUUGCAAAUGUACCGUCUCGCGACGAACAGUGGAAAAAGAAGACCGAGAAACAUCGGGCCGCGAUAAAGUUCAAGGCCGCCGCCCGAAUCGCUCGCGUGACGCACGACCUAUCUGCGAGCGUGAAAACGACAGGUGACGUCUCGGAAACAAUCGAGGAAACGGAGGAGAACGUGGAGUGAAUUUUGAGCGCACCGCCGUGCGGUGCAUCUUGAGGCCAUAGCUGUAAUUCGUAGUCGUAUUUCGUAGUUGGUUUUCCGUCUAUUUUAAAAACGGUAAGACAUAUUCUCGUUAGCAUUGAAGCUUCUGGGUGUUCACUGCAGUUAUAUUGAAUGAUGACGUCGGAAGCAAGUAAUGACACGCUGAAAACUUCCAAUAAGAAAUGCUUGAAAUAAAAAACCUCAGAUUACUUUAAAAUUAAAAAUAUUCUGAAAAUUAAUGUCCUUCUCUUGACAGUGGAUGAAGAGUCGUGAAACGAGUCGUACGAAUCUCAAGUCAUGUGACGCCACAUUUACAUUUUACAGCUGUUUAUCAACCGUCGAGGAAAGAAUUAAUUUAAAUAUUUUAUAAGUGCUAAAAUAAUCUGAAGUGUUAUUUUCUUCCAAAUAUCUUUUUAUUUGAAAAAUGCCAUGCAAUAAUCUCAGCAUGUUAUCACUCGCUUCUGACGUCACGAUCCAAGAUGUCUACAGCGAGAGCACCCAGGGUCGUUAAGAUCGAUAGCCGCGAGAUGCCACGGUCGAUCGAUCGAUCGCUCGCAAGGAACAAGCGAGCGCAAGCGAUAUAUUCGAAUAGAAAGAGAAUCCGUGGCUACAGAAUUUAUAUUACAUUUAUUUAUGUCUUUUCCUUCGUGUAACUCUUCUUACAAUCUUCCACGCCUGCCUUCUCACUCUCAUUGUCUCUCCAUUUGAAUGGUAAACCAACACGGGACGAAUUCGAGCCAGUCUCCCGAGGACGGCACCGUCUCUCGUGGAGUUCAUCGGAUGAACCUCGCAAGAACCGAGAGCCCUCACCCUUUCCAUUGUAAAUUACAUUCUUGACAACGCUCGGCCCUGCGCGACGGACGCACCAAGACGUCGUUCUCGAAGGCGUCCCGUGCAAUUCGUGACGAAUCGCGGGUGUCGGCGAUCUCUUUCUUGUCGGUCGAUGCGACAGGUUCGGGCUGCGCCGAAGAAUAACGCGGAAUCGUCGCUCGCACAAACGAGCCUCGAAACAGGAACGGGAAUCGUCAAAUUAAUCGCACGUGUUUCGUCUCGGCGAAACUAUGAUAAGAGGGCGCGAAAUGCUGAUGUGCUUGCUCGCUGGCGAACGCGGUUCGCUUCAUACACCGGGAGUCCUCCUACUUUCCACAGUUAACGCGACAGAGAACACGUUUCGCGUGCUCGUUCCAUCUGCGUGGAAACAAUCGCCCUCGCGCAUCGAUUCGUCUCGACAACACGAUCGUGGUUUACACCUCACCUGUUCGAUGGAACGUAAAGUCGUGGAAUGAUUCCCUUUCUUAUCGCAAUACACAAUAUAUUGCUACGAUACCGCGGACGGUAAACCCAUUUCUUGCCGAGAAGAAUCACGCA
This is a messenger RNA of Vollenhovia emeryi, 6727 nucleotides long. Its product is annotated as NACHT and WD repeat domain-containing protein 2. The record is from RefSeq and is a predicted model, not a curated record. Lineage: Eukaryota; Metazoa; Arthropoda; Insecta; Hymenoptera; Formicidae. The transcript has 26 exons. Gene Ontology annotation, molecular function: protein binding.